This is a messenger RNA of Hibiscus syriacus, 453 nucleotides long. RefSeq names its product ATP-dependent zinc metalloprotease FTSH 2, chloroplastic-like. Gene Ontology annotation, biological process: proteolysis. Gene Ontology annotation, molecular function: metalloendopeptidase activity; ATP-dependent peptidase activity; ATP binding. Bases 48 to 311 code for a protein of 87 amino acids. The transcript has a single exon. The record is from RefSeq and is a predicted model, not a curated record. Gene Ontology annotation, cellular component: chloroplast thylakoid. NCBI's taxonomy places the organism in Eukaryota, Viridiplantae, Streptophyta, Magnoliopsida, Malvales, Malvaceae.
GUCGGAUUAUCUGUACGGACUCAUCAGCCCAAAGUCAAGAUGUCAUUAUGAGAAUGAUGGCAGGAAACUCAAUGUCGGAAAAACUUGCUGAAGAUAUCGACGCUGCCGUGAAGAGGCUAUCAGACAGUGCUUACGAGAUCGCAUUGAGUCACAUAAGGAACAACCGUGAAGCCAUUGACAAGAUCGUCGAAGUUCUCCUCGAGAAGGAAACGAUGAGCAGGGACGAAUUCAGGGCAAUCCUUUCGGAAUUCGUUGAAAUCCCAGCUGAAAACCGGGUCCCUCCUUCGGUACCCUCUCCGGUCUCGGUUUAAGCAGGAGUCUUUAACAAGUUGUAUUGUACGAGUAUUUCGCUUUGUAUACUACACACUAAAUCUGUAAUCUUUCAUUAUAUGUAAGUAAUCAGAAAAUGUAUACUGAUUUGAAUUUAUGAAUGAGAAGGUGUAGAUUUUUGGA